Messenger RNA from Dreissena polymorpha, 5449 nucleotides. Its product is annotated as ankyrin repeat and sterile alpha motif domain-containing protein 1B-like. The record is from RefSeq and is a predicted model, not a curated record. The coding region runs from base 138 to 2138 and encodes 666 amino acids. NCBI's taxonomy places the organism in Eukaryota, Metazoa, Mollusca, Bivalvia, Myida, Dreissenidae. Gene Ontology annotation, molecular function: protein binding. The transcript has 20 exons.
GACACUGUAAACAGGAAGUAAAAUUUUGUUUGUGUGAUUUAGCUUCUGCUACAAUUUCUGAAUUGUGUGUGUUGCAUUUUUGUAAAAUUACAUUUUUUCUCACUGUCAUCUGAUACGUUAUAUCAGGAAGCAUUGUGAUGGGACCCAUUAAAGACGCGGACUUAAUAAAAUGCGUUCGUGAUAACAACAGAACAAAAUUUCUGAAAUAUGUUGCUGAGAAAGCACUCGGCUCUGUUUCCAAGUCUGGUGUCAAAGAGGACCCAAGUGUGCCGGGAGGACGGAUACGGCUGAAGCUUAACCAUAUGAAUGUCAACUGUCAUGAGCCAUCCACAGGCUACACACUAAUGAUAAUUGCUGUCCUCAAUGGUAACAAGGAUUUGGUGGAAGAUUUAAUUUUCCAUUCAGCGAGUGUUGAUUCGCAAGAUGGGAAAGGGAAUACUGCUCUGCAUAUGGCUGUGUUUGGUGCAAAAAUGGAAAUUGUGGACCUUUUGUUACACAACAGGGCCAAGGUGAAUGUACAGAACAGUGAUGGUAACAGCCCUCUUCACAUAGCCUGUCAGCUGGAUAAAGACAGGGUACACAUGCUGCUAAAGUUGCUCAGUAAUAAUGCUGACUACUCCUUACGUAAUAAAGAUAACAAGACUGCUCUUGAUAUGGCUGCAAUGUUUAAUAAAGCAGAUGCGGUGUCUGUCCUACUUGACCAUGACCACGGUAUUGAGGAGUCAAAGCGCGUCUCUCGCACCAGCAACACAGUGGUGAUGAUCGAGGCGGCCAAACGUGGAUACAAGGAGGUGAUUGAGCUGCUUCUAGACUAUGGAUAUGACCCCAAUCAGUUGCAUAAGGAGCAGGACACCUACGCCUUGAUGGAGGCCGUUCGUUUUGUAAGACUUCCUGUUGUUGAUUCACUCUUGAAAUAUGGUGCUAAACCGGGCUUGAAAAACAGCAAAAAUGAGAGUGCAGAAAACCUGGUGAGUGCAUGUGUACCCAAGCAGUUAGAAGAGCAGUUCAUUCAAACAUUUGCAAAAUACAGGUCGUCAGGGGCACUCCAGACUCCCAGAUUCCUGAAGGUCCUUUCUAAAGGAAUGUCUUUACAAGGCUUGAGAGAGUAUCCUGCUCUUCCAAACAACAAAUCCUGGACAGAGAAUUCAGAAGAAUUUUGCAACAGCUGUACACCAAAUGGACCCAACACUAAUAUUCUUGAUGAUGAUUUAUGCACAUGCUGGUUGGCGGCUGAAAUCCACCAGGCAUGGACCGUCCUCGACCUGAAGCAUGAACAUACACUCACUGGAAUAACAAUCUAUGGAUGGGACAGUCCACAGAUGGUGCGUGCUUUUGAGUUGCAGAAAGGACAGACUCUGCAUGGUCCCUGGUCAACGGUUGUGCCUUGUACUUGUCUAAGAACUGGAAGUACCUCAUUGGCUGACCCAGGUGUUCCUCAGACGUUCACUGACUUCACUUCAAGGUCGCGCUACUGGCGUAUAUUGCUGCUUGACAAUUUUGGUGGGAAAUGCACCUGCUUCCAAGGGAUUCAACUAUAUGGUGCUGACGAAAGAAUUCGCUCCCUUCUGAAGGAAAACGAUAUGGACAAUUAUGCUGAUGAAAUUAUUUCUUCGGGUUUCAAUACCUACAAGAAAUUCCUCUUGAUGAAAGAGGACGAUUUGAAACAAGUUGUGUCUGAGGUUGCUCACAGAACACUCAUAAUGAAAUCACUUGAAAAAGACAGACCAAAAGAAUUUCACCCUGCUGUGUUGUCAUGGGAGGUUACCCCAUUUACCAGUGCAAAACAAGGGGAGGUUCUGCCAGACUUUGUUGUGAAAUCAGCUCCAGGCGUCAAAACACUCGUCAGAUUAGUUAUAGAAAAUGGGGCAGUUUUGCAAGGUGACACUGAAGUUCUUCUGUUGUCAGACAGUGAAACUGAGCCAUCUCGUGCUGUAUUUACAAACAUUUCUAUAGACACAGUUGGCAAUCAUAUUUUAAAAGUGGAAUGUGUGGAAUAUCCUCGUGUGUACCUGACUACUCCUCAACCCAUCAAUAUCAAGCCUAAGACAGUGUUACGUGAUAGUGUAGCGCUUGCCUUCGAUGACAUGGAAGCAAUGCUGAAGGACUUGUCAGCAUCGCUAGGCCCUGCCAACAAGUGAUCCAGUCUUCAACCAACUUACCAGCUCAUAGUUUUUGAUCUGAUGUUUGUGAAUUUUAUUAAUGUAAAGAAUUGAUACAUCUUGUUCAUUUUCUGGUGACUCAUGGGCUCUAGGCUUUGGAUCUUUCCCCGAAUUGUAUACACAUUCUUGAGUCAUUUAUAUACUCAAGAGUAUAGAGUAUAACACUAAAUACAUGGAUUAAUAUUCUGAGUAUAAAGGUGAUGGUGUUUAAAAAGUGAGCAUUUACCGGUGGUAUUUACUAGUAUUUGUUAAUGAUGCUUAUUUGACGAUUAAUAUAUAUUUUAAUCCCGCAGUAUUUUAUAAUUAUAUGUUGGCACUUUUUAUUGCAAUAUCAAUACAACAAGCUUAAUCUUAUCCUGUUUAACCCUUUCAGUGCGGGAACCGAAUUUUAAAGGCCUUUGCAAACAGUUUGGAUCCAGAUGAGACGCCACAGAACGUGGCGUCUCAUCAGGAUCCAAACUGUUUGCUAUUCUGAUAGUAUUCUUUGAAAAGAAAUCGAAGAAAAUGCUAAUUUUAGAAAUUCAGCAGACGACAUUUUAGCAGACGACAAAUUUCCCAGCAUGCAAAGGGUUAAAUAGUCUCAGGAAUGUUUGGGAAAUUUUGAAAUAUUUUCAUUAUUAUACAUGAAUGAUUUCAUUCAUAGGUCUGUUUUUUCCACCUGUUAAAUAUGAAAACGGAUUUUAUGCUUCAGAUAUGGAAUUCUUAUCUGGUCUUUGGUUUUUGAGAAUAUAAUACAUAAGUAUUUCAGUAAGAUUUUCUAUAAGCAUAUAAUAAAGCAAGUUAUCAGAACCCUUGCAAUAUAAAAUUAAUCAGUCAGAAUUUACAAGUUCUCAUUUUAUCUCAUAAAAUCAUGGUGACUGGUUUAUGAGGUUAUUGUGGUUAUUGCUUUAGUUACCAGUAUUUUGCCAUGAACCACAAGCCCAAAGUGUGAAACCAGGGUUUUUUGUAGAAUGUUUGUAAAUUCUUGCAAUAUUUUAAGCUAGUGGGAGUUUUCAGGCUAAUGAUUUUACUAGGCAAUAGUUUUUGCAAUUAGCAAAUUUUUUAUAAAAGUUCUUAAUAUAUAUGUUAAUGGGGCUAAACAACAAGCCUAAUUGGCCUUUUCAACUGGCUGAAUGACAUUCAAAUUCGCCUGAAUGUGCUCUGCAACUCAACUCAAUGGCCUAUGUAAAAUUACCAUGAAUGGGCUUUGACUUGGCCAGAAUAGACUUAACAAAUAGCAUUAAUAAACCAAUCUCACGUACAGUUAGCAUUACUGUGCAAGUGUUCUGGAUCUAUAGUUUAUGAUGAAUCUCUUGCCAUUUGUGUUCUUGUGUUUUUAGCUCACCUUACCACUGCAUGCUAUGGUGAGCUUUUGUGAUCAUCUUUUGUCAGUUGUUUGUCAUCCGUAGUGCAUCAUCAAGACUGACCUUGUGAACACUCUAGAGGCCACAUUUAUCUUCAUGAAACUUGGUUACAAUAUUUGUCCCAAUAAUAUCUCAGCCAAGUUUAAAACUGUGUCGUAAAUUUUUUCUUCAUGAAACUUGCUGAAAACAUUUGUUUAUAUGAUAUCUUUGCUGAGUUCCAAAAUGGUUCCAGUCCAUUGAAAAUAAUUGCCGCCAAGGGAGGGGGGGCAGUUUUCCUUAUCUGCCCUUAAUAAAAAUGUAUGCUGUAGAAGUCACAUUUUCGUCGGAUCUUCAUGAAACUUGCUGAGAACAUUUGUUUAUAUAAUAUCUUUGCGGAGUUCAAAAAUGGUUCUGGUCUGUUGGAAGACAUGGCUGGUAGGGGGAGGGGAUUUUUUCGUAAUUUGGCCACGUGAAACCUUAAUUAUUGUAGUUACUAUGAUUCUUAGGUGAGUGACCAAGGCCCUUUGGCCAUCUUGUUUCGUUGUUUGUGAUUAGUUUUUCUUUGGAACCUAUCAGCUUAAUUCAACAGUUAUAAUAUGUUAUGUUGUUUUGUUAUGUUUAUCAUUGAUUCUCCUUCAUUUGUUAGUGAACUAUGGCAUCUCAAGGCUGUUCUAACACAAUGCCAAUAAACACCCAUAAAUCUUAAUGUUGCAGAUUAAAACUGCAUAAAUAUUUUUCAAAUGUUGCUGUGCUAUUAUAGGUGUUAUGAAAACACUCUCAACCUAUUAAAUUUACAUGUUUAUAAGAAAACGUUUUUAGCUCUACUGAGAAUAAGUGUGCUCACUGUGAUCCUUUUUGGUCCAUCCUGCAUCGUCCGUCAUCAACAUUUACCUUGUGAACACUUUAUAUGUCGCAGUUAUUGCCCAAUGGUCUUUCCAAGAGCGCCGCUAAAAUAUGCCACUUGCAUUAUGUUUUAUACAUCAACAUAACCGGACAUGCAACCGAAUUGAUUAUUGGAUUAACAAUUAUACUACAUAGUUAAAAUCUUUGAUACAUCUAUUCAACACUCAGCAAUCUCACAUCAACUGAUCUCAUUUCGACCUUAUCAUCAACUCAUUUUGGAGUUAUUUAUAUUCAUAUGGACCAAGAAUUAGAUACUGGCAAGACUUCCACCGUUCUCAUAAGCCUUUAUUGCACACAGCACCUUGUUUGCCAAUCAUAAUGAACCUGGCUGAGAACAUUUCUUCUAAUGAAAACCAGGUCAAGUUAGACAAUGGUUAUAUUCCAUUUUUAGCUCAACUAUUAGUAUUAUUUAUGAAAUAAAUAUAUUGGUGCUAUCCUACUCGCCCUGGCGUCGUCGUUAGCGUGAGCGUUGGAUGUUAAAGUGUGCGUACCACCUCAAAUAUUGUCUAUGUCCCUUGACAUAUUGCUUUUAUAUUUUGCAUACUCCUUUAACAACAUGACCCCAAUCUAUAAACAAGAGCAGACAACUGUAUCAAGGAUUUUGUAAGAAUUGUGUUCCCUUUUUAUACUUAGAAAAUUGAAAAUUGUGUUAAGUUUUGUGUUUAGGUUCACUUUAUUCCUAAAGUAUCAAAGCUAUUUGCUUUCAUACUUGCAACACUUACUAACUAUCAUAAGGGGACUGUGCAGGUAAGGUUAUGUAACUCUGACUGGCAUUUUUACAGAAUUAUGGCCCCUUUUUUAUACUUAGAUAAUUGAACUUUUGGUUACGUUUUAUAUUUCGGUCCAUUUUACUCCUAAAGUAUCAAAGCUAUUGCUUUCAGACUUGGAAAACUCGCUAACUAUCGUAAGGGGACUGUACACGGCAAGUUGUAUAACUCUGGUUGGCAUUUUAACGGAAUUAUGGCCCUUAUUUGUCUUAAAGAUAUUAUGCUCAGAUAAUAGCGCUACGUGGUUUUAAAAUUUCAUGCAGAUACUAUGGCGGACAAUAGAGUUCUCGCAAAUCUA